Molecule: messenger RNA, 564 nt
Organism: Brassica oleracea var. oleracea
Lineage: Eukaryota; Viridiplantae; Streptophyta; Magnoliopsida; Brassicales; Brassicaceae
Product: mediator of RNA polymerase II transcription subunit 9-like
Exons: 5
Coding region: 145-447 (100 amino acids)
Cellular component (GO): mediator complex
Source: RefSeq, a predicted model, not a curated record
GAUGAGCUGCGAUACCCAUAAUUAGUUGGGCUUGGACUUUCGUGUUGUCAGCCCAUUGUCAUUGUUAAUAAUCUCCUCAGCCGCAGCAAUCGAUAGUUGCAAUCGGCUCCGCCGCCGCAGACGGUGGUUCAUACGUCGCAAUCGAUGAUGCUAACACCGAAGCAACAACAGUCAUUAGCUUCUCAGUUCAAUCUCUAUCCGUUGGUGGAGAAAUUAACAGAUGCAAUUGAAACUGGAACGCGAGAUGAUGCACUGCAGGUGACUGAAUUGAACAGCCAUUUUGACAAGUGUCAGCAGCUCUUGAAUUCCAUUUCAGGAUCUAAAACCAUGACUGUUGAUGGACAAAAGAGAAAUCUAGAAGAAAGUGAGCAGUUGCUUCAAGAAAGAAGGGGCUUGAUGGUGGAAUAUAUGAAUUCUAUUGAAGACCUUCUCAAGAUGGAGCCUUAGUUUGAUCAUAUUCAUAUCAUGUGUUUUGUUUACAUCAACACUGAAACAAAAUCAAAAUAUUUGUCUCAACAACGUACAAAACCACUUCCUUUUAAUGAAAAAGACACUAUAUCCCCU